AUGAAUGGCACUACCAACCUGAUGCAGCCUGUUGGGUUUGCAGCACCCUGCAACACAAAUCCUGCAACGUCUUCGCAGCGUAUGACUGGAGUUUCACGCACCCCCCCUGUUUGCAAGGAUGACACCGACAACGACUUGCUCAAGUCACGUACCCCGCUUGGAUCGGCAAAGGGAUUAAGCCAGAAGGAACGAGCCUCUGCUCAUUUGAAGACUCAGCUCCAAGCGAGUUGCCAACACAAUUAUAUUGAGAGCUCGCAGUCAGAGAUAUUACGGCUUCACAAAGAGCAAGCCAGGCUCUCAGAUCACCAUGCUGCAACAACAACAACACGGCUCGAGGGAGAGAUUGAAAGCCUCAUCAAGCGCAUUGAGGCCCUUGAGAUGCGUGAACCCACAGCACUUGUUGCCACUGGUGUUCGGAACAAUGCAAUGAAUAGUGCCAUCCGUCAAGUGCUGUUUAAGAUGAUGGGCAUCGAGUCUAAUGAAGCUCUUCCUGACCUUGUGGAUGGGAAGGAUACCUACUGGACGGAAAUCGAUUUGCUUGAGGUUUAUGGAACAACGACAGCAACUUCUGUUCUUCAACCAAAAUGGGCCGACUCAUGGACCCAUAAUUCCAAGUGGCACAAAUCAUUCUUUGAGCGGUUCCGUCGAGAUGCAAGCAAAUAUGAACCAACUCUCUUGCAGGAUGCAGUCAAAGGCAUACCCGAUAAGACAUUGCGGAGUGUUGCUGGUAAAGUAUUCAAGAUGUUAAAGGAGGGCUAUAAGGAGGGAAACAGGCUGAUUGGACUUCAGUCUCUGAACGUUGCCAUUGCUUGUCGCGAGAAGCGCCAAAUUGAUAAAUCCAAACUCGCAAUUGAGGCUUGCAGAAAUAUCCCAGACAUCAAGGACCAGAUGUACGACUUUGCUUUUGCACCAAAAUGGCAGUCGACAGAUUAUAGUGCCUCUGACGCUUCACACCAGAGUUCAAGUGAUGAGGUCAACAUUGUUGUUAACAAGAGACGCAAAGCUUACAAGAAGCCAAAGAAGGAGGGUGUCUUCACAACACAUCCUCCAGCGUGGCAUUCAAAGGAUUAUCGUGCUCUUUCUCAGCUUAUCAAGGAUGAAGUUGAAAAGAUUGUUACCGAGAGGGAGGCUGAUAAGAAGAACUGGAUGAAGAAACAAGUGCCACAGAUUCAAGGUCAACCUCGGCCGGUGGACUCUUUGCCACAACACAACAGCCUCAAGACUCCACGAUGGGCAGUCUCGACACAAUGGCUUAAGAGCCUGAUGCGAGAGGACCGCGAACAGCAGGAGGCACUUAUGACCGACAAUCACGAUGCAGACAUAUCAUACUCCGAAAGCUCGUCAUCCGAGUCAGUUUAG
Messenger RNA from Suillus subalutaceus, 1359 nucleotides. RefSeq lists its product as uncharacterized. NCBI's taxonomy places the organism in Eukaryota, Fungi, Basidiomycota, Agaricomycetes, Boletales, Suillaceae. The record is from RefSeq and is a predicted model, not a curated record. The transcript is spliced from 4 exons. Bases 1 to 1359 code for a protein of 452 amino acids.